Biomphalaria glabrata is the source of this 7220-nucleotide messenger RNA. Its product is annotated as mucin-4-like. The record is from RefSeq and is a predicted model, not a curated record. Gene Ontology annotation, cellular component: nucleus. The transcript is spliced from 7 exons. Gene Ontology annotation, biological process: regulation of transcription by RNA polymerase II. The coding region runs from base 327 to 5273 and encodes 1648 amino acids. Lineage: Eukaryota; Metazoa; Mollusca; Gastropoda; Planorbidae.
GACCUCAAUUUUUAAGUCACGUGACGAGCAGCCAUUAUGAUUAUAAAGAAAAUCGUUGCUUUUUUUUGAUUGAUUAAAAUAAAUUGUAUUAAAUUUGAUUUCUUUUAACGUUUAAUAACCAUACUUUAUCAUUAUGUUUAAUUUGUAUAGCUGUUAAAGAUGUUUUACUGUGACUAAAUGGUCUAUUGAUUAGGUGAGUUUUAUGGCACGAGGAAUCAAACAUGGCUGCACUGGUGCUAAGUAAAAGAGAUUUUUAGUAAGAGACUUUACUUUUACAGAUAAAGUACUAAGAUUUAAGAGUGGAUGAGUAAGAGUACUCAUUCAGGAUGAAUCACCAUUACCCUGACAAUUUCGGAUAUGGGCGUGGUACGCCAGCUAUUCCAGGAAUCAAUUAUGCAUCAGGUGGAUAUGCUGAUCCAUCUGCCAUGGCAAGAAUGAACCAGCCACGAGAUAACUAUCAGAUGCCUCACUACCCAAUGAUGCAGCAACAAGCUGCUAUGUAUGGUCAAGGGGGCUACGUGAGUCAACAAAAUAAUCCCUACACAAAUAUUGCUGGCUAUGGCAACUAUGGAAUGCAAGGUGUUGGACAAUCUUCAAUGGUGAUGGGUGGCAGGCAAGGAGAUAUAAAUAGGGCGGGAGCCAACAACAAUAUGAUGAAUGCUUAUUACACUAGUGAUCCCCGCAGCUCUCCUCAAACCUUGAACACUCAGGGGCCAAGCUACAACCAUGCACAGUCCAAUCCUCAUGUAUCUCACCAUCACAUGGGCAUAAUGUCACCUCAAAAUUCCUGUCAGACAACCAUGGUGACUCAGAACUCAGGCACUGUAACGAUGGCAACUAAGACACAGCAUUCUCAAAAUGUGCAAUCUCCCUCCAACUCUAGCCAGCUGAUAAAUCAGGUGCCAUGUCAUCAAAAUACUGGAACAUUUGGUAAUCCAAAUUCACCACACAUGGUACCCUGUUCUCAUCAUGUGCCCCAGCACCCAAUGAGACAUCCAACUAAUCAACAAAACCCUCAGGAGGUAGCUGAUAACAUACUUCAAAUGGCUUCUGCUUACCCUUCUAACCAAACAGUUCAGGUACCGUUGAAAAGUCGACCUGCACCAUAUCACAUACCACGCUCACCACAUUAUAGUGUUCAACACUCAGAUUUGUCCCAUACUUCACCAAAUCCCCAACAGCAACAAAGUCCAGUUUCUUCACAGACAAGCCCAAGCCCUUCAUCUUCAAGUGUAAAAUCACCAGCUCCAGUCUUAGCACCUAUUCCUAAUCCUAUUCCAUCACCUGGAAUUAGUGGCCUCAGAUCACCUUGUAAUCAAGGUAUGUCACCAUGUGGUACUCAAAGGUCACCAAGUCAUAUGGGUUCAACAUAUAGCGGUCACAGCCAAAGUUGCCCUCCAUCACAGUGUUCUAGUGAAACAUCACCGUACCAUCAUGGUAUGUCUCCAUCAGAUGUCCAGCAUUACUCACCGUGUGCAAUGACACCCAGCCACAACUAUUCAGCUUACAGUGCUUCACCAACAUCUCAACGAAACACACCAAUGUAUUCCCCAUCAGGUGAUCACACAGGAAUUACCGGCAUAGAUCAUCACCGCCAAUCAAGCUAUAAUUGCUCAAACUCUUCCAAUACUGGCAACAACUUGCCAUUUAUUAAUACUUUAAAGCAUAGCAGUAGUGGAUAUUCCACUUCUGCUCCACCUCCCUCACAUAUGAGCAAUAACCCCUUAAUGUCUUUGCAGAAACUUGUAAUGCUACCAGAAACACAGGUUGUUGAUCCUAAAAGUGUUGUAAAUGAUGCUUGUCUUUCUUCCCACGAUGAGGGUCCAAAAAACGGUGAUGGCCCAGCAGAAUGGCUUUCCGAGGGCUUAAGUCAUUCUGUCGGGUUUCAGGGUAAAACUAGCUCUCCUACCAACCCAUCAGAUAGUCAUUCUUCUUACAUUUCUUUUUGUGGGAAUAGAGAACGGAAUGAUUCAGGUGAUAAAAUCAAUUAUCAACCAACUGAUUUAACAACAAAUGUUGAUACAUUUUCAUUUAUGGAUAAAUUGCAAUGUGAUGGUACUCCAGAAAGUCAUAUCAAUGUCCUUUUGAAUACUUUGGAAACCACUUCCCAAUAUAGUGACAAAAAAGAGACACCUAAUUUAAAUUUAGAUAAAUUAAAUCUACUUAAACAUGACCACAAAAGUCCAUCCCAGUUAGAAAAAAAAGUUUAUGAGAAUGAUUCUCAUGUAUAUUCUCCCCAGAAUAUCAAUGAGCCAUCAAUAUUUCAUUUAUCUACAAGUGAACAUUCACAAAUGAAAGAAAUAUCACCAUCUCAUCGUUCCCAAAGUAACAGCACCAAUGUAAAUCAGCCAUCACAUCAGCAGCCAUAUCAAGCUGACAGUAAAGUUUUAGAACCAGUAUCUCUGUCCAAUACUGAGCCUUUUCCGAGAGGCACUAGUCAUGAUAUACAGUUAUCACAGACUGAAACUUCCCAGAGUGAAAGAAUUGACCUAACUCAGCUAUCACAAGCAGAGUAUAAACAUAAUACCAUUGACAAUGCUAAUCAACAAAUGAAGUCUUCCCAAAUUGACAAUAUAAACCAGAUAUCACAAGAAGAGUCUUUUCAACCACAAACUCAGUCAUCUCAAAGUGAUGGAAGCAUCAACAUAAAGCAGCUGUUACCAACACAAAGUUCUCAAGACAGAAAUACUGAUAUUGAAAACUUAGCAGAAUCCCAACUAACUCCAAUUGAAAGUACAAAGGAUAAACAGUUAUUACAAACCUUAAGUGCACAGGAUGAAACUGCCAAAGUGAAGACUAUAUUUCAAGUGCAGGAAAAUGUAUUUAAUAAGUCAGAUUUAAAAGUAAAUGUCCGUAACAAUUCUCCAAAUCCUGCUAUUACACUUUCAAAUGAUGACUCCAAAAAGAUGCACAUUGAGGUAGUUGACAAAGCUGUUGAACCAUUUGACAGGUCACUGGUUUCACCUGAAAGAAAAAAUGGUAAAAUUAUAGAAGAUGUCAAGAGAAUGUUAGUUCAGUGCCGUUCCCCUGGUGUUCUUUCAGAGGUACCUAUUCUAACCAAUGGUCUUAAUGGGACCACAUGUGAGAGUGAACUUGAACAAAACUGUGAUGUGGGCAUUAAGCGCCACCAUGGUCUUAACACUAUUGUGAAGUCUAAGUUAUCUUGUACUAAAAGGUCGACUCACUUUACUAGAGUCACGCCUUGCUCUAUAUCAGUGGGUGCUGAUGAACGAGCAGCAUGUGAAAGAUUUGCUUUUAGGCGUAACGGUUUGAGUAGAAUACCAAGAACCACUAGAAUGUUGUUUAAUGGUAGAAAUCGCAAUGACAGUACAGGAAAUGAUGAUUCUGAUGAAAGUUCUGAAAAUGUUUCUGAAGGAAAUUUUCUUUUAUCAGAAAGUCCACCACAAGAUGGUAGUAAAAAGCGGCCCAGUGCCACAAGAAAAUCUGAUAACAAAAAACCAACCUUGAGCUCUAUGUCGACAGCAACUAAAGUAAGUGAGGGUGAUUCAAAGUCGGCAGAGACAGUGAUAUCAGGAAGCAAUGGUUGUGUGUCAUAUGGUAACAAUGAUGCCAGUGAUGAUGAUGUGUAUUAUGAAGGUGUGGACAGUUCAGACAUUUUUAUAAAUAAUUGUAGUAGUGAUGAGUCCAUUACAUCUGUGACAGAGGCUAAAAAUAUUGCAUCUAUUCCUUCCUGUAAGGGAGAUGAAACUCACCCCCAGAAUACUCAUCAUUCUUCAAAAGUUGAAGAGAAAGAAGAAAGUCAUGACAAAGAACAAAAAGAAGCUAAUGGUUCCAAUAUUGAUCAAACAAAGACUUUGAAUAUUGACAUUGAUUCUCCCCCUUCCAAAAGACUUCGAAGAUCGUCUGGACAAAAAGCCCAAGAAAAGUUAAAGGCUUUAUCAAUGUCUAAGAGAACUGUGAAUAGCUCAUCCAGUGACUCAUCUGUUACUCUUGAUAGUUCAAAUGAAGUGGACCAGCAAAUUAUUUUAAAAAGUACUGUCAUAAAAAGGGAAUCUGUUGAAUUGACCCAUAAAGAGGAUUCAUUAAAGGAUACUUCAAUGAAAACAGAUUGGUUAAAGCCAUCACAACCUUCUCUAAAGUCAAAUAACAAGUAUCCUGUUGUUGUGCUUGAAAAAUCAAAUGUAUCCAUCAAUUCUUCUCCUGUGAUAAAAAAAGAACAUUCUGAUCUGAUUGAUUUAACUCAAGACAGUGAGUUAGAUGUUACAGUUGACUCAGAUUGUUCUCGAACCAUAGAAUCUUACAAAGAAGUAGAGAAUAUUAAAACUGAAAUUGAAAGUAAAACAAAUAAUAAUAAUAAAAAGCGAGUGGUAUCAAGGAAAAAAACUUCAAAGAAACAGUUACGGAUAAAAAAGAUGAAGGAGAAAGAGUCUCUUAAAGGAAAUAAGCAUGAUGAACUGAAGGAUUCUUUUAAAUCCAUGAAGUUUAGUAGAACUCUUGACUUAAUGAAAUCUCGUAGAAAAAGAGAAUCUUCUUCACUGGGACCUUUUAUUAGAGUGACUGGGAAGAUAAAUGAGCCACCUGAAAAAGUAAUAGUUUUUUAUCAACCUGUUCAAGACACAGCUCUUCUUGCAAACACUGCUAAAAAUAAAAAGUCUAAUAUCCCUCAUGGUGCAACAGCAGUGCACAUGGUUACUAAUCUGCCUACAGAUAAAGUUGCUAUGGUACCAUCCAAUCGUACUAUUAGUCAAAGUCCCUGGGGAUGUGCGUUUUGUGGUCAUCAUAGCAGCUACAGAUUUCUUGGUGAUUUGUUUGGACCAUAUUAUAAUGAAAAUGAACUGGCUCGGGUUGAGAGCAUUGCUCAGGAAGAAAGUAAAAAAAGUGAUAACACAAAAGAACGAAAGAAUGCAGAUCUAUCUGGAUCAGGAAAGAAAAACAAAGAGGAUUCUCAGUCUGAAAAGAAUGUGGCCCGGAGACGGAAAUCAGCAUUAUCAACAAAAACAAUUGAACAAGAAUUACCUCCUGAAGAAAUUUGGGUUCACGAAGCCUGCGCCAUGUGGUCUCCAGGUGUUUGUCUAAUUGGUAAUAAAAUGUAUGGUCUUGAUGAAGCUGUAAAAGAUGCUGCUGAUGCUAUCUGCUCUGUGUGUAAAUCUAAAGGUGCUAUGAUUGGUUGUCUUAAUAAAGGAUGUGCUAUGAAAUAUCAUUUUAUUUGUGCCAUAGACAAAGAUUGCUAUUUAGAUGAAGAAAAUCUGUCCAUUCUCUGUCCAAAACACAAGGAUAAAAAGCUCAAUGCACUCUGCACUUCAAGAUCUUGAUAAUGCUGUACAGACAAUAACUAAAUGUGGUGCUCAAGUGUUUACAUCAUUAGAACUGGAACAGUGCUUUAAAUGUUUUACUUACAGAUUUGUGUUGAUAGAGGUACCAUUGAUUGUAUGGCCAGGAAACACCUAUUUAUUAUGUAAUGAAGAUUGUCUACUUGUAGAGCUCUUUUUCUGUAUAUAAUGAAUGUAUUACUUGAUGAUUUUGUUUGUAUUCCAGUGUAAAGAUCUCAAUUAUACAACAUUGGGAGUUAAUGUAAUAGUUCAUCUAGUAUGGGUAGUACUGCUGCAUUAUCUUAAUAUACUUUAUGACCUUGUGAAAUAAUACUUUAAAAAAAUAGCUUUCAGUGCAGUAAGAUUGCUUGUCUACUCUUCCCUACAAUUGUUUAAUUUCUUGUUAUUUCUUGAACUCUAUUGGAAUUAAAUCUACAUUCGUUUGUUGUUUGUUUGUUUUUUCAGAAUUGUAUUGGGGAAAAAAAAUAUUAUUGUAUAUUUGUUGUUGUUGCAUUCUAUUUUGUACUUAAAAGUUGUAACAUAUUAGAGGUCAACUCAUUUGUGUUUUUCAUGCUGUAUAUACUUGUAAUUUAUUUACUUUAGGUGUGAAUGGAGGAUUAUUGUAGACUUCACUAUAUUAUUUGGUUCUGUUCCCUCAAGUUUGUCGUCAUGCUAGUUUUUUACUGUUAAGGUACAACCACAGUUGAUUUUGGUCACUUGUGAAUUAAGAAGUGUUUCACAACUUUACCUCCAAAAAUAAGUUGAUAACAUAAGCAGCAUUCAGUUAAAAAAAAAGAAAAAGGUUAACGGUACUUUUAAAUAAAUUGUAUUUUAGAAAAAAAGUUGAAUUCACUAGCUGCAAUACCGGUAUAUAAAAAGCUACAUGGAUGCUCAGAUAUAGUUUUUAAAAUACAUUCAUGUGUUCACAAAUGUUCAUUCUGUUCUAACCUUCCUUUGUCCUUCUUGUUUAUGUAUUAAAGAAAAACUAUUCCAAAGCAUUUAACAUUUCAUUUCAAUUUGGUCACAUUAGUUGAUUGAGAGAAAAAUGACUAAAUAUACAUUCAAAUAGAAAUGAAAAGAAGUUGCUUCAUUAGUCAUUGUAAUCUCUAUAUACUAGUCAACAGAAGUCAGUAAUCAUGUAUUGGACAUAGUUGAGUAUCCAUGUCUUUUAGAGAAUCUGUUCUAGCUCAUUGUCCACAUAAACUUACAUUCUUGAAGGCUUUGAACAGAAAUUGCUGAGAAGUUUGCAUGGAAGUAAUGAAACAACACUGUGACACACUAUUGAUAUACCAGCUUGAUUUGGACUAGCACAAAUGUUAUACAUAGAAAAAGUUUUCUUUUGUUUAGUUAUACUGGUAGCUAAAUAUGAUUAGUGUUAAUAUUAAUACAUUCACAAGGUACAUUUAUAUAUAUACAAAUAUAUAUAUAUAUAUAUUUAUUGAUUGUUUAUGUUAGACUCAAAACUACUCUUCUUUUAAAAUGAAUUACAUAAAGAAAGUUUUAUUUCCAAUAAUAAAUUAGUGAUCUCAAAAUAUCUCUAAUUGAUGAAAAGGACAUUUGAUUCUAUUGAUGUAAUUUUUACAGUAGUGGUCCUAAUUUCUUUUACAUAAAUGAAUUUUUAGGAUUUUUUUUUUUUUUUAAUUGUCCUGAACUAAAACCAGAUCAACUUACAAAGUAUGUAAUUGUGUAUGGCUUAUAUCAUGAAGAGAAUUGUAUAUAGUUGUUAUGUUCUUUUUGGUUUGUACACACUCUAUCCUAACAUAAUUUAUUAUCAGUCUGUAAGCUGGAAGUAUUGUUCUGAAAUCUACAGGACUUGAUAGAUACAAUGGAGAUUCUAAUGCUUUCUUAUGCUUCAGUCCAAAUGAAUUAAGGCUCAUUUUUCUUUCAUGACUGUUUAUUGUGAGAUAUUGUCGCAUUAAAGAAAAUACAUUUAUAAAACAAGAAGUCUUU